Messenger RNA from Sciurus carolinensis (gray squirrel), 3725 nucleotides. RefSeq names its product nuclear assembly factor 1 ribonucleoprotein (gene Naf1). Gene Ontology annotation, cellular component: sno(s)RNA-containing ribonucleoprotein complex. Gene Ontology annotation, molecular function: RNA binding. The record is from RefSeq and is a predicted model, not a curated record. Gene Ontology annotation, biological process: pseudouridine synthesis; box H/ACA snoRNP assembly; ribosome biogenesis. Lineage: Eukaryota; Metazoa; Chordata; Mammalia; Rodentia; Sciuridae.
GACGCCGGGGGCGUGUCUUCAGGCUUCUCCGCGUGUAGUUACCUGUGGAACGCGGGAGGUUUGGCCCGAGCACGCUGUUGUCGUCCGCCCAGGGAGUUUGAUUUUCUUUGGAGGGAGUCGUGAGCUUGUCCGCAGGCCCGGAACUUGGCGGCCCUCUCGGUGGCUGGCGCGGCGCGAUGGAGGUGGUGGAGGCUGCCGCCGCUCAGCUGGAAACUCUGAAAUUCAGUGGCACGGGCUCUGGGGUUGGCCAGGGUCCGGAGGGGCCGUCUCUGGACUCAGCUCCUGCGGUAGGGUCGCAGCCGCCGCUGCAGUCGCAGGACGGGUGCCCAGACAGUGUGCGGGCGGUGGAGGCUGAGCCUGCUGCGGAGCAGCCACCGCAGCCUGCCCUGAGCGCGGAGGCGGGCGGAAGCCCCGCGCCCCAGCCUGCGCCUGAACUGCUGCGCUGCGCGGCCGCUGAUGCAGGCCCCGCAGCCCCAGGGCGGGCGCACACCCCGCACUCCUUGGAGACCUCGGACUCGGACUCGGAUUCGGACUCUGACAGUGAAACAGAUUCAGAUAGUUCAAGCUCCUCCUCUUCCUCAUCAUCUUCCUCAUCAUCUUCCUCUACUUCUCAUACAUCACUUCCUCCAGUGCUGUCAGAUGGAGAUGAUGAUUUACAAGUUGAGAAAGAAAAUAAGAAUUUUCCUCUUAAAACAAAAGAUGAAUUACUUCUUAACGAGUUGCCUACUGUUGAAGAACUGACUAUUAUUCUUCCUGAAGAUAUUGAAUUAAAGCCUCUUGGAAUGGUUUCAAGUAUAAUUGAACAAUUAGUAAUAAUUGAAUCUAUGAGUAACCUACCUCCAGUUAAUGAGGAGACUGUAAUUUUUAAAAGUGAUCGACAAGCAGCAGGAAAGAUAUUUGAAAUAUUUGGACCUGUUGCACAUCCGUUUUGUUUACGGUUUAAUUCUUCAGAUCAUAUUGAAAGUAAAGGUAUUAAAAUAAAGGAGACUAUGUAUUUUGCUCCAUCAAUGAAAGACUUCACUCAGUAUAUAUUUACAGAAAAACUAAAACAAGAUAGGGGAUCAGAUGCAUCAUGGAAGAAUGAUCAGGAACCACCACCCGAUGCCUUAGAUUUCAGUGAUGAUGAAAAAGAGAAAGAAGCCAAACAGAGAAAAAAAUCUCAGAUUCAAGGCCGGAAAAAACUCAAAUCUGAAUUUAAUGAGCCAGGUGAAGAUUUUGCUGAAGUUCAUCAGAAUUGGAAUGCUUAUAGUCCUUCAGAACACUCAAAAGGAUAUCGCAACAGGGAAUUCACACGAGGAUUUUCUAGGGGUAGAUACCCUCGAUCUUGCCACAGCAGGCCUCCAGCUCAGCAGUUUUAUAACUCAGAACAUAUGGUAUCUCAGGAGACUUUGGGAUUUCCACCUCAGAGACAAGAUAACCCUAUUAUGCCACAAUACUCUUUUCCUCCUCCAGUGUUUGACAUGCAUAACUUUCCACUCCCUCCACCACCUCCACCACCCGCAUCUGUAAACAUGGGCUGGCCUGCACCUAACAUGGCACCUCAUCCAAUGCUUAACUUACCAUACUCCCUGCCCCCGCCUCCCCCUCCUCCUCCACUCCCUCCCCCUCCCUCUCCUGGAGAUAGUAAUUCUCAUUUUGGAUCUUACUAUUAAGUGCAUGUAUGCAUUUCCAGUGAAAUGUAGACUUCCAUAUUACACGCUAAGGGUUUUUUUUUUAAGGAAAAGAAAGUGAUUAUGGAACUAGAUUUUUUAAAGCACUGUAAAAUACUAAAUGUUUCAGUUGUAAGUUGAUAUAUAUUUGUAACAUGAAAUUGUAUUCAUUUGAAAUUUUCAGCUUAACUACUUGGGAAAAUCCAAUUAUGUAAUAUGUAAUUAAAACUUUGAAUCAUGCUUUCCUCCACCCAAUAAACAAUAUAUAUAGUCUUGGAUAUAGAACAGAUUUCAUCAUGCAUUGAAAUAUACUGAACACUGAUUGCCUUUUUUGGUAUAGUCUGAAAAUAAGAUGUUGAAGUCCUAUUGAGAGUCUUUAAAAUAAACUAUUUUUAUAAACUUAUACUUUUGGAAUUGAUUUGAUUUUAAAUGAAAUUUAGCAGUAAUUGUUUAAUUUUUUAAAGCAAUUGAGUAUAUAGAGGAGGAAAAUAUAUCUUGGCAGAAACUCUGACUAUAAAGUGACUGUUUAUUAAUUAUGCAUAGGCAAGCUUUCAUUAUCUAUGCAGAUUCUGUUCAGAAGGUUUUUACUAUUUAAUCACUUCACAUUAAGAUGUAUUUAGGGAUUAUAUCUUCCAUAUCUUUCUCCCAGAUUCUCACAUGCCUGGCACAGAUUAGGUGCUUGAUAAAUAUUUAUUGAAUGACUGAAUGAGUUUAGAGUUUUUAAUUAAAUAAGCAGUGGCUCUUACUUUAUAUCAAGUGUAAAUGUAUAGGAAAUGAUGGGAUUUUAGAGCUAAAUUAGUCUAAACUAUUUCUUAUUUAAUAAAUGAGCCUAACUAAGUUUCAAAAGGCUCGGUAAUUUAAGGUCGUUUAGCUACAGAGAUAGCGAGGAGUCGAACCUAGGUUUUUUUCUCAGGCUAGCACUUUCACUAAAUUGAUAACUUCCCAAUAUUUUUAUUCCUUAACAUAGAAAAUAUUUGUAUGACACAAGGGUGGGUCUGAAGACCACUUAUCACAAACCCAUGAACUCAUGUUGCAUUGAGGUCCCACCUUUUCCUGUAAACUGAGGGAACUCGGCAGGAUUCUUAGUGCGUAAGUUGAGAAGCGCCACCUUGGUAUGCUUGGACUUUAUCCUAUAUGUGCCAUUCUCAUUUUUCUUUCUUAAAAUGUUUUUGCAGCUUUUCUUUAGAAGUUUGCUUUAUAGUUUAUGACAUUGUCUUUUUCUGGUCGGUAGAAUAUGUCCGAUUGUAGAAGUAAAUGUGAUUAUAUCUAAAAGCACUAAAAGAAAACCCUUUUCUACAAGAAUGGGAAGAAUACAAGAUGGUAAGUCACUAAGUGGUUGUAGUCACUACAGCAUUUAAAAAAUCAAUUUCUGUACCUUGGGUAUACCUCAGAUGCUUGUAUCUGAGAACAUUUAAUAUCUAAAGAAACAGAACUAAAUUAUUCUGUUGAACCCAUGUUUUCAUUUAACCACUUAGACCCAAUUUGCCUUUCUUCCUGUAGUUGAUUCAGGGUUUUUGAAACUUUGAGGCGUCUAGAAAUACCUGAAUAGUUUGUUAAAAAUAACAUUCUUAUACUUUAUCUCCAGCUUUGAAUUUAGUAGAUAAUAAACCAGGUGGAUGAUUUCAGGAAUUUAUUCUUUUUUGCAAAUAUUUCAGUAUAAAUUUAUACUCCUAACUCCUUGCCCAUUCUCUUUGGAACUUCUUUGAGUUCUGUUUGGCUAACAGUAGAGAUGUGGGUUUUGUGGUGACGAAAAGAGAACUUAAACCACAGCCAAAAAAAAAAAAAUUGUGUCCUUGGUUCUCUUUUGUCAGCUACUUUUGUCUUUGAAUCUAACUACUAUGAUUUACUAUGAUUUUAAUAUUUCCCUCCCAAAAUUCAUAUGUUUAAGCUUAAUCCCCAUUGUAGCAGUAAUAAGAGGUUAGACCUUUGGAGAUAUGAUCAUGAAGGCUUCACUCAUUAGCAGAUUAGUACUUUAUGAAAGACUGGAAGACUAAGGGCUACCUCAGUUAUCUUGUGCUCUUUGAUUUCUCCCACUGUGGGAGGACCCCCUGAGAAGAAUGUGGCAACAAGGCACCA